GAAUAAAAAGGGAGAGAGAAAAGACGAGGCCCUCUCCUAGCUCCUCCUCGCUUUGUGUUUCUUUUCUUGUAGAGCUUAAAAAGUUGCUUCCCCACCUCAUAUUCGUCUCUUUCCUUCUCCAAUCCCCUCUCUGCUUCACUUUCCCCUCUUCUCCAGUUGAUUUUUCAAAAGGGUUGUGAGAAAAAUUUGUUAUGGGGUGCUGUGAAUCCAUCUUUUUGACAGAAACCCACCCUGAAAAGGUUCAAACCCAGCAACCUCCGCCGCCGUAUGUGGAGCCGCCGCCUUCUAUUGGACCCAACACGACCCCCGGAGAUAUGGUUUCCAGUUUCUCCGAGUUUUCCUUAUCGGACCUUAAGGCUGCAACCGACAAUUUCAGCUCCAACUUCAUAGUCUCCGAGAGCGGCGAGAAGGCUCCGAACAUUGUGUAUAAGGGCCGACUUCAAAACCGGAAGUGGAUCGCUGUUAAGAAGUUCACGAAGGUGGCUUGGCCGGACGCCAAGCAAUUUGUGGAAGAGGCUUCGGGCGUUGGGAAGCUAAGGCAUCCAAGGUUUGCGAAUUUGAUAGGGUAUUGCUGCGAUGGUGAUGAGCGGCUGCUGGUUGCGGAGUUCAUGCCUAAUGAUACUCUUGCAAAGCAUUUGUUCCACUGGGAAAAUCAAACCAUUGAGUGGGCCAUGCGGUUGAGAGUUGCGUACUAUAUUGCUGAAGCUUUGGAAUAUUGUACCACUAAAGGCCGUGCAUUGUACCAUGACUUGAAUGCUUACAGAGUUCUUUUUGAUGAGGGUGGCGAUCCACGUCUUUCGUGUUUUGGAUUGAUGAAAAACAGUAGGGACGGUAAGAGUUACAGCACAAAUCUGGCCUACACACCACCUGAGUAUUUGAAAAAUGGAAGGGUAACCCCUGAAAGUGUUAUUUAUAGCUUUGGUACUGUUCUCUUGGAUCUUCUAAGUGGCAAGCACAUCCCUCCAAGUCAUGCACUCGAUCUGAUUCGAGGAAAGAACAUCAUUCUCUUAAUGGAUUCGCAUUUGGAAGGAAAAUUUUCUACAGAGGACGCAACCGUGGUGGUUAAUCUCGCUUCUCAGUGUUUACAAUAUGAACCGAGGGACCGACCUAACACAGAGGACCUCGUUUCGACCCUCGCUCCCCUGCAAACAAAACCCGAAGUUCCCUCUUAUGUCAUGCUUGGAAUAGAGAAGCAGGAGGAUGCUGCAAUAGCCCCUAUAGCCCCGAUAGCCCCGAUAACCCCGAUAACCCCACAACGUCCUUUAUCGUCGAUGGGUGAGGCCUGCUCGAGGAUAGAUCUCACUGCAAUUCAUCAAAUCUUGAUAAUGACACACUACCGAGACGAUGAAGGAACUAAUGAGCUAUCGUUUCAAGAGUGGACACAACAGAUGAGAGAUAUGUUGGAGGCAAGAAAGCGAGGGGAUUUUGCCUUCCGGGACAAAAACUUUAAAGCUGCUAUUGAUUGUUAUUCACAGUUCAUAGAUGUAGGAACAAUGGUAUCCCCGACCGUGUUUGCUCGACGAAGCCUGUGCUAUUUGUUGUGCGAUCAACCCGAUGCUGCACUUCGUGAUGCAAUGCAAGCACAAUGUGUAUAUCCAGAUUGGCCCACAGCCUUCUACAUGCAAUCAGUUGCUCUUGCAAAGCUGGAUAUGCAGAAAGAUGCGAUCGACAUGUUGAACGAAGCAGCUGCAUUGGAAGAGAAGAGGCAACGAGGUGGACGAUGAUCACGAUAAUGAACUAAACAUUGCUGUAAUUACGAGCAUUCGGGUGUCGUUUGUUGCUGAGGCUACCACAAUUUGUAUAAAGCACGAGCUGGUAAUUUUCUUACUUGGAUAAAGAAAAUGUGAACUACUUACAUUUAACUUGUUUGUUCAUGUCAAUUGUAGAGGAGCUUGUAAAUUCAAUCAAUUUAAACCAUCUCUAUGAAUAUGACCUUCUAGUUAGUUUGGUAGA
Cucurbita pepo subsp. pepo (vegetable marrow) is the source of this 1953-nucleotide messenger RNA. Its product is annotated as serine/threonine-protein kinase BSK1. Gene Ontology annotation, biological process: brassinosteroid mediated signaling pathway; protein phosphorylation. The record is from RefSeq and is a predicted model, not a curated record. Gene Ontology annotation, molecular function: protein kinase activity; ATP binding; protein binding. Lineage: Eukaryota; Viridiplantae; Streptophyta; Magnoliopsida; Cucurbitales; Cucurbitaceae.